Messenger RNA from Sarcophilus harrisii (Tasmanian devil), 2976 nucleotides. RefSeq names its product stimulated by retinoic acid gene 6 protein-like. Gene Ontology annotation, molecular function: retinol transmembrane transporter activity; signaling receptor activity. The record is from RefSeq and is a predicted model, not a curated record. The transcript is spliced from 22 exons. The coding region runs from base 173 to 2851 and encodes 892 amino acids. Gene Ontology annotation, cellular component: plasma membrane. Gene Ontology annotation, biological process: vitamin A import into cell. NCBI's taxonomy places the organism in Eukaryota, Metazoa, Chordata, Mammalia, Dasyuromorphia, Dasyuridae.
ACAUGAUUUUAGAGCUGAUCUACUAGGAACACAUGGAAAUAAGUAUAGCUCAAGAACCAGGGAGAGGAUACAGGAAGAGGCAGAUGAGCUGAGCCCACAUUAUUCACCAGGUUGCAGUUUAGGGAAAGCUGCUACUUGAGAGUGAAAAACUCUCCCUUCUUAAGAAACCAAGAUGCUUUCUACAUAUGUAUGGACUGCACAAUCAAAUAGUACUUGUGUAACCUCCAUUGACAUGGAACUCUUCCUGCACUAUUCACUCAUUCCAUCAUUUUUCAUAAUUAUGGUUCUGUCCUUCCUCCAAAGAAGAGUUCAUCACAAGCAGCUAGAUGACAAGUCAUACCUCCUUGGUAGCCGUUUUGGGAUUGUAAUGCCGCUGGAUUUUAUCGGAACAUUCAACAAUCGAUGGUCAUAUGGAAUUGCAUUUGGAGCUACAGCCAAUAAAGUAAUGUUCUUAUUUUCUGAGGGCUACCAGCCCCUGCAAGUACCACAAUGGGCCCAAGCUAUUGUGCUCCUGAUAGGAGGAAUUGAAGUUGGACUCUCACAUUUCCCAUUUUUUGCCUGCCUUUCAUCAGAAUUUCGACUAAUAAGCUCCAUCCUUGGAUUUAUAUACUCUUUAAUUUGGUUUGCCAUCACAGUCUUGCAUAUUGUGCAGUGUCCACAUGGACAGCUAAUUGGAGCAUACGAAACAGUUAUUUUCUAUUGGCCUUCCUUGCUGUGUCUGGCUUUCCUCUUAGGCCGUUUUGUUUACAUGUUUGUAAAAGCUCUGAAGAUUCAUCUAGGUUUGGAGGUUCAAAAUGAGGAAAGAUCCUUUCUGGAAGUUCAUCAAGCAGAGCAUGUAAAACAACUGAUGAGGAAACCACCAGAACAAGAAAAAGAGAAAUCCUGGUUUCAACGCAGAAUCUAUGAGUGGGAUCCAUAUUUUCAGUUCCCAAGUCGAAUGAUUGGUGCUACUGUGUUAGCUUUCAUCUGCUUAUAUCUUUUCAUUAUAAUUGAAUUUUGCAUGUACACAUACAUUGUACGAGAGCUAGACAUGUUUGAGGAGGGACUGGAGAGCUACAUUGCUUCAGUUAAUGAGACAGGAGUACUGACACCAGCUAUUCUACGGAUAAAGGAGCUGAUUAACGUAGCAAAAGGUGUUUGGAUGCUGACCAUUUUUUCUGCCUCCCUUACUUGUAUAAGCUAUUUAUUUCACAUUUUAGCCUGCUACAGAAAACAUAUAAAAAGGCUGUGGUUAGGUGAGAAAAACUUUAUCCCUUUGAAGUUUCAUAAUCCGUCUUCUUCCAAUAGUGUGGUGGCCAUAGCAAGAUAUUCAGGUUGGCAAAUAGCAUAUAUUUUGUGGGGUUACCUCAUCAUUCAUGUGGUCCAAUGUCUGUUUGGUGUGAUGAUCAUGUAUGGUUUGGUUUUACCAGUAAUUCAUAACCAAGGACUAGAAAUGCUGAAAGGUUUGGGAAUUGGAAUUCUCACCAUUUCUAUUGUUGUGGGACUCAUGGUUUUACAACUAAAGAUAGCUGCAAGAUUUUUCCUCCAGCCAAAGAUUAAACCUGGAGAUAAGCAAAAACCAUUAGCUCUAAAUAAUAGGAAAGCAUUUCACAACUUCAAUUAUUUUCUGUUUUUCUACAAUGUGCUUCUGGGCCUGGGAGCUUGUUUGUUCAGACUAUUUGUCAGUUGUAUCCUGGGAACCUGGUUAAUAGCACGCAUAGACAGGACUAUCAUGCAGAAUGGUUAUGAAGCUGCAGAUAUGGGAUUCCAAGCCUGGAUUGGCAUGCUGUUUGUAGACCAUUAUCAUACCAACCCUGUACUCGUUGGUUUCUGCCAUAUUUUGUUGAUGAGCAAUAAUGAAAGGAAACUACAGAAGUCUAUCCCCUACUGGCACUUAAAUCCCUCAUCUGGUUCAAGUGAGUCUGUCAAAGAAGAGAAAAUGAGCAGAUCACAGGUACCAGUACCACAGGAGAAACCACAAGAGAUACUUGACAAGGCUCAACAAGAAAGAGAAACUAAUUCAUUAAUGAAUAAUAGUGGUGCCUCCAGCAAGGAGGAUGCCACAAACAAUUGUGUUACCCCCAAAAUUGUGUCUGAAGAUGAGAAAAUCUUCUCUGAAAUCCAAGAGGAGAAACAAAACCUGGAAAAAUUAAAAGUAUCUAUGGACAAAUACUUCCCAACCUCACUAGAUGUGGAUGAUAUCCAAGAAUUUUCAAAGGAAAACAAAGAUGAUUUUGGAGAAGACUCUGGAAAAGACAAAGGUUAUUUCAUACCAUUAGGUUCUCUGCCAAGCAACCUCCAGCCACAGGCAUAUAAGAGUGCCAUGGAAGUUAUCAGAGAUGCCAAGAACAUCAUCAGAAAACUCUUGUACCAGCUCUAUGAAGCAAUUGAAUUGACCUACCAAAGCAAGCAAGGUUCUGAAGAUCAGAAGAAUUACCACAAGGCACUAUUUGAGCUGUGGAUUAAAUGGAGUGAAAGCCAGUCUGAAGAUACAGAUGAUGAUAUACAGCUCCUGGAAACCCGGACUCUGGGUAUGUCCAGUAACAUUGCCCUAAAAUUACAUUCUGCCUUCAUGGACCUCAUGCCUAAAAUCCAAGGUCUCCCAAACAACCUACAAGACAAGCUCCAACAAGCCUGUUUUGAUAUGCAGGAUCUUCAUACCACUUUUGCUCUAAGUACUGGGUUUCAUGAUCUAGACAAAAAUCAUCUAACCCAGAGCCAGUUUAAAUUGACCCAAGCCCAGAGAAAUAUAGAAGAAUUGUUUUGUUUCUUAGAAGAUGGUAUGCCUUCUGGUUGGAUUAUAGGACCAAUUUCUCCCUCUGAAUAUCCCUUGCUAGAAGGGGUAACACUCCCUAAAGAAAAAGAAUCUUGAAUUGUGGUAUGCACUCGGGCUGAUACUUCCAGAUUCCUAGCAAACUAUCUUAUGAUAGUUUAUGGUUAAUAACUAUACUCUGUAUACUUCUUGAAUUAUGCAAAUAAAGUUGCAUUGAAAACUAA